CAUAUCUCCUCCACAGGGAGCCUUUGCCGACCCGUUCGGCUCUGAGUUGCCUUGGCCCCUCUCUACAGAUGCCCCACACGUUCUAUUUUAUAUACUCGGCUAUCAGAGCCUGUUAUCGGCGCCAUGUUGGGGUCAUUGCGCUGAGAGCCUUUCGGCAGCUGCACCACUUUGGGAGCUAUAUAACAAGGCGAAGCUACUUAACCGCGAUAAAUAUUCCUAGGAUUUGUGCUAUCAAUGGGUUCUCUAAAGGCCGUUACCCGACUCAGAGCCCGCAAGUGUCAUCUGAAAACCGCGCAUUCCAACUGAGCAAUCAAGCAAAGCUCAGCCUACCUACUCCAACUCAGCACAACCCCCAACAUGGGACCCUUGCGGCCUCCUUAUGUGAUGUCCCUCGCGCACCGGGGCUUUGUAGAAGGUAUAACACUCACCGAUAAAACUACCGAUGCCCCUUGGUGCCACUACUUCGGAGGCCUCCGCUACGCCUUGCCCCCGUCUGCACGAUGGCGGAAAGCCCAGAGGUUACCACCAUCGUAUUCCUAUGGGACCAAAGACCAUCCCAGACAAUGUUCUGGAACGGCUGGUGUCUGUCCCCAGCCUAGCUUUCCAUCCAUUUCUCUCGAAGAUGGCUGGACCGAGGACUGCUUUCAAUGCAAUGUUUGGGUUCCCGUUGGUGAACCACCCAAAGAUGGAUGGCCAGUGCUUGUCUUCAUCCGUAAGAUUCCUCCUUGGAACGAUUCGUUGCAAAGGCUGAUCACAUAUUCUAUACUAGAUGGGGGCUUCCUGCAAUUCGGGACCCCGAAUAGCUUCUCCGCCGGGGCCCUGCUAGGGGAGACGGGAUUCAACGCUAUUGUUGUUAUGCCGGCAUACCGUCUCGGCGUCUUUGGCUUCCUUCAUUCCUCAGAGCUCGAGCACGAUGCCGCAACAGUCAGUGAACCAGUGGGAAACCAGGGCUUCUGGGAUCAGCGACUAGCCCUAGAAUGGACAAGAGACAAUAUUUCACUUUUCAGAGGCAAUGCCUCCCAAAUCACCAUAUCUGGAUACUCCGCCGGCGCUUAUUCCGUCUUCUACCAAUUAUCCUACGACAUCCACCUCCCAGAAGACCAAUCGAUCAUCAAACAAGCCUGCAUUUGGUCCAAUAGCCCUGUAGCGCAACCGAAGGCCCCAUCCUCCGCCCAGACCCAAUUCAACGAGCUCCUCUCCGCCCUGAACAUCCCCCACACCCUCCCCUGGCCUGCCAAACUCUCCCAACUCCGCUCCAUUCCGAGCGCCAAACUUCUCUCCGCAGCAACAAGUAUCGAAACCAACCAGUUCCGCCCCACAACUGACUCCCUCUUCAUCCACCCCACCCUCUUCCAAUCCCUCGACAACGGCAACGUCGGCCGCCGAAUCGCCGCCCGCAACAUCCGCAUCAUGCUCGGCGAAUGCCGCGACGAAGGAGCCUUAUACGCGACUUGGUUCCCGCCCCAGAAUAGCCUUCCCGCACUGCACAAGCGGCUCCUAGCCGAUUACCCGGCUCCCUUGGUAGACACGUUGAUGAACUUGUAUUGUGCGGAGGGCAAGUUGCCGGGCGAGUGUCGGGAUUGGAAUCGUGAUGCCUUUGGGCGGAUCUAUGCUGACAUGCAGGUUUAUAAGAUGCAGCGGGGUCUGGUGCAUUCUCUUGUCCUGGGCGGGGCUUCGCAUCUUCUCUUUCGCUAUCGGAUUGAGUAUCGGCUCAAGUGUGCGGACGAGACUAUCCCUCCUGAAUGGGGUGUUACGCAUGCUACGGAUCAGUAUAUCUGGUUUUGGGGGAAUGGCUCGGUGGUUCGGGGUGAUGAAAGGCGUAUCAUCAAGGAGGCGUUGAUUGAUCCACUGACCAAGUUUGUUCAUGGGGAGCCGGAUAUUCAGUGGGGGACGAAGAGCUAUCGCGAGAUGAGGAAGCUGAGGCCUGACGGAUCAGUAGAGAUUUGGCAGGAUGGUCUCUGGGAUGAGGCAAUGCGAGUAUGGAAAGCUCUCAGGGCACUUGGUGAACAUGACCAAGGCCCUGCUGCUAGACUGUGAGCACUGAAAGUAAUACUCCGUAGUGGAGAGAUGCAUACUCACAGGAGUCUUUUACCCAGUUUGAGUCAGCAUCGAUCUACAAUUGAGAUCCAAACAGGAUGAAGUCAGGAUGAAAUCGUGAAAUCAUUAAGUCACUC
This is a messenger RNA of Aspergillus alliaceus, 2174 nucleotides long. Its product is annotated as putative carboxylesterase. The coding region runs from base 358 to 2037 and encodes 559 amino acids. Lineage: Eukaryota; Fungi; Ascomycota; Eurotiomycetes; Eurotiales; Aspergillaceae. The transcript has 3 exons. The record is from RefSeq and is a predicted model, not a curated record.